CCCACGAUUGGCUGGCUUUCCUCACCAUGGAGUCACGCCGCUGAAGCGGAUUAGGGCGGAGGGGCCUGCGCGCGGAGCUGUCUUGCCGUGCAGCGGGGUUGGCUUUUCGCGUCGGUUUGCAGGCGGUCUGUGAUGGCGGCCGUCGGUGAGCAGAGCCUGAGUGCGGCGGCGCAGGUUAUGUCCGUUCCCGACAGCACUGCCGGUUCUCCCGAGGCCGAGCGAGGAGUGGGAGCAGAUGGCGAAGAGAAGGACGCCGCCACUAAAGGGCCGGAGGCCGUUGGGGACAGCGAGGAGGAUGCGGAGGAUGUGUUCGAGGUGGAGAAGAUCCUGGACAUGAUGUGCGAGGGAGGUAAGACCCUUUAUAAAGUUCGGUGGAAAGGAUAUACAUCUGAUGAUGAUACCUGGGAGCCUGAGGUUCAUCUGGAGGACUGUAAAGAAGUUCUUCUUGAAUUUAGGAAUAAACUUGCCGAGAACAAAGCCAAAGCUGUCAAGAAAGAUAUCCAGAGACUAUCUUUAAGCAGUGACAUAUUUGAGGCGGACUAUGAAAGCGAACAGCAGAGUGACACAGAAGAACAUACUUCACCAAGGAAAAAGAAGAAAAAAAUAAAGUGCAAAGAGGAGAAAAGUUCAGAUGAUCUGAGCAAAAAAAAAGCAAAAGUUGGAAAACUAAAAGAUAAUUUAGGUUUUGAUGUAAGGACAAAGAAAAGAAUUUUGGAAGUAAAGGAAGAAUUAAAGGACACCAAAAAGCCCAAAAGAGAUGAAAUAAAGGAAAUCAAGGAAUUAAAGAAAGCUAAAAGGGCUGAAUUACGAGAUCUAAAGCUUAAAAUAAGAGACAAUCUCAAAGACAACCGCAAAACAAAGAAAGAGAGAUAUAUUGGAUCUCUCCUGGAGUCUGAAUCACCUACACUUAAUGAUUCCUUCUUUCCAGAGGAUGACAGUGAAGACUUUUUUUCUGACAACAGAGAAGAGAAUCAAAAAAUAAGAACUGUAAAAGAUAAAACAGGACAGGAUACAGUGCAGGAGGGUAUUUUUGAGAAACACUUGGAUGACCUUGUAAGUGCUGAGGAGGAUGCUGGUGGCCGAGUUAAAAGGAAGAAGAAAAAACCAAGGAAGUUGGAGGAACCCAAAGAGAUCAACAACCUAGAAAACAUGAACACCGUUUUAGAAAGGAAAACCAUACCUAAAAAGCAAAAAAAUCAAGACAAAGGCAGAAGUAACGUAGAGUUAAAUAAGUUACCAUCACCUGUGUCUGCCCAAACCCUGAAGAGUUCCAGACUGAGUGGGGAUGAGAAGGGCCUAAGGUCCUCUGACUCGGCAGAGGAGGAGAAAGAAGCCAGAAAAAAUGAACCCAAAGAAAAAUGUCAGAAAAGGUAUGAUUUGAUCAAAGAAGAAAAAGGCAGAAUGGAGCCAAAGGGAUUAAAAUCAUUUAAAGAAAUCAGAAGUGCAUUUGAUUUAUUUAAAAAAACAACAGAAGAUAAAAAUGAUGUUCUUGAGAAUAAUUGGAAAAGAGAAGAAAUACCACUGGAUUAUAAAACUACAGAUGAUUCCAAAACCAAGGACAAGUGUUCACUUAAAGAAAGAAGAACGGCUAAAGAUGAGACUGACACUUGGGCACACAUAGCUGCAGAGGGGGAUCAGGAAGCUGCAGACAGUGUGUGCCAAACAGAUGAGACUUCUGAUGGCAGGCAACAGGUUUUGAGUUUGGGUAUGGACCUGCAGUUGGAGUGGAUGAAAUUAGAAGAUUUUCAGAAGCAUCUUGAUGGGUCAGAUGAGACCUUUACCACAACAAAUAAGAUUACAAGCAAUUUGUUGAGGGAUGCCGUGAAAAAUGGAGAUUAUAUUGCUGUGAAGGUCGCACUGAACUCCAAUGAAGAGUACAACUUGGAUCAGGAGGAUUCUAGUGGGAUGACACUAGUGAUGUUGGCUGCAGCAGGAGGGCAGGACGACCUCCUGAGACUCCUUAUUACCAAAGGUGCAAAAGUGAAUGGGCGCCAGAAAAAUGGGACUACAGCCCUCAUUCAUGCUGCUGAGAAGAACUUUCUAACCACUGUGGCUAUUCUUUUGGAAGCUGGAGCUUUUGUAAAUGUCCAGCAAAGCAAUGGUGAGACUGCGCUCAUGAAAGCAUGCAAAAGAGGAAAUUCGGACAUUGUGCGCCUUGUGAUUGAAUGUGGAGCAGACUGCAACAUUUUGUCAAAGCACCAAAAUAGUGCAUUGUAUUUUGCAAAGCAGUGUAACAAUGUGCUUGUGUACGAACUGCUGAAGAGCCACUUGGAGAUGCUUUCGAGAGUUGCAGAAGAAACAAUCAGGGACUAUUUUGAAUCUCGCCUUGCUCUACUAGAACCUGUUUUCCCCAUAGCAUGUCAUCGGCUCUGUGAGGGGCCAGAUUUCUCAACGGAUUUCAAUUACAAGCCCCCUCAGAACAUACCAGAAGGCUCUGGUGUUCUGCUCUUUAUUUUCCAUGCAAACUUUCUGGGUAAAGAAGUCAUUGCUCGGCUCUGUGGACCAUGCAGUGUACAAGCUGUAGUUUUAAAUGAUAAAUUUCAACUUCCUGUUUUCCUGGAUAGUCACUUUGUCUACUCGUUCAGCCCUGUGGCCGGACCCAAUAAGCUGUUUAUAAGGUUGACUGAAGCACCCUUUGCCAAGGUGAAAUUGCUAAUAGGUGCAUACAGAGUGCAGCUGAACUGACCAAAGGACUGAGACCAGGCUUCUUUCUGCUGU
Molecule: messenger RNA, 2718 nt
Organism: Psammomys obesus (fat sand rat)
Lineage: Eukaryota; Metazoa; Chordata; Mammalia; Rodentia; Muridae
Gene: Mphosph8
Product: M-phase phosphoprotein 8
Exons: 14
Coding region: 133-2685 (850 amino acids)
Cellular component (GO): nucleus; cytoplasm
Molecular function (GO): protein binding
Source: RefSeq, a predicted model, not a curated record